AUGGGGGAGGUGCAUGAGAACUGCUCUGAGCCAUAUCAAAAUAAGGCGUUAGCAAUAUCCUGGAUUGAUAAUCAGUGGAAGAGGUACUUCCACUGGAAUCAGAUCAUCUUCAGCAGCAACUUCCUCGGCAUCCGGUGGAACGUAAUGUGGAUGGGCCCGUUUAUACACAAGACCCUCGGCACUAGUCCUAAUCUUAGCCAAAGACUACUGCCUAAUCCCGACAAGAUCAAAAGAUGUGCAGACAGUUACUUCAUCUCUAUUGGGGUCCUGAAGAUCCAAAGCAGGAUCCAAAGGAACGAGCAGGAUCCAGAGGAAUAUGAAGAGGAUUCAGAAGAUCCUGAAGAGGAUUCAGAAGGUCCUAUAGAUCCAGAGGAGGAUCCAGAGGAAUCUGAAGAGGAUUCAGACUAUUGGGGUCCUGAAGAUCCAGAACAGGAUCCAGAGGAAUCUAAAGAGGAUUCAGAAGAUCCUGAAGAGGAUUCAGAAGGUCCUGUAGAUCUAGAGGAGGAUCCAGAGGAAUCCGAAGAGGAUUCAAAAGAUCCUGAAGAAUCAGAAGAGAAUCUGGGAGAGUGUGUGGAGGAUCCUAUAGAGAAUCUUGAAGCUGUCUUGCCUGAGAUUACCCCAAAUGAUUUGGGUAGCCCUUAA
Molecule: messenger RNA, 642 nt
Organism: Zingiber officinale
Lineage: Eukaryota; Viridiplantae; Streptophyta; Magnoliopsida; Zingiberales; Zingiberaceae
Product: protein SHORT ROOT IN SALT MEDIUM 1-like
Exons: 3
Coding region: 1-642 (213 amino acids)
Source: RefSeq, a predicted model, not a curated record